Molecule: messenger RNA, 1804 nt
Organism: Actinia tenebrosa (Australian red waratah sea anemone)
Lineage: Eukaryota; Metazoa; Cnidaria; Anthozoa; Actiniaria; Actiniidae
Source: RefSeq, a predicted model, not a curated record
UUAUUCUUCAAAGAUAUAUUCAGUAGUGGUUGGAGCUCCUCGCAACACGUUCCGGCAUCAUGUCUUGGGGGAUGAGCUAUUCGCGGGUUUUCUGGUUGUUUUAUCAAAUUCUUCAUUUCACACCACUGUUUGUGAAUCCUGAAGGCUGCAAAAAUAUGGUGUUUAAAGUGCUUGUAAAAGGCAAGACGCUAGAAAAUCAUGUCUUUGAAAUGGUUGAGGUUACUGACGAUGCGCACUGCGAAUCCUUGUGUUUCUUGGAUGAUCGCUGUAUCUCCUACAACUAUUACAGAAGUGCAGGUGAAGAGAAAUACAUGUGUGAGCUGAGUGACUCGGAUCACUUUAUGCAUCCUGGAGAUCUAGUGGACAGACCUGGUGUCAUCUACAGAAGUGCUCAGAACACCUGCGACUGUCCUAAAAACUCGAAAUGCAGAUAUAACUUUGUUGACAACACGCACCGCUGUGAAUGUCUACCUGGAUUUACUGGAGACCAAUGCCAAACGAAAUGGCUCAGGGUCGCGAACAGCACUGAAGUGUGUAUUGGUGGAAAAAACAAUCAGUUCGGAAGGUUUACUAUUCCAGUUGCCUGCCAUGUCUUGAACUUCAAACUUGUUUAUGUGUCUGGAGGUGGAAUAUCAUGGGCAGAUGGAGACACCAAAGCCUACUGGGGAACUACCAAUAGACACAACAAUAAAGAUCUUAAUUUACACAUCACUGAUGCCGACAACAAUAGAAUCAGUCCGCCACCUGACUUCCCACUGACUGGGAAUACAUACAUGAUAUACCAGUUGCCAGGUGUGACCAACAUGGACCCAGAACUUACAUUCCCUGAGUUGUCACCUCCCCUAGCAGUGACAGCAGGCAAGGAGUUCAGGAUAUGGGUGGAUGAAGAUCUGAACAACAUUUAUGAAGAAGUCAACGAGGGACAAACGCGUGCUGAUGUUUGGAUUAAGAAAUACUAAAGCUACUCUUUUGCCAGAACUAAUCAAAAUUAUUCAUUUGAUACAGUAUGUACCUUGAUCUGGAAGUGUUCCCAAAAUAUGCAAAUUGUGAAUUAUUAAACUGAAAACAGACCAUGGACUAUCUAGACAGUGAUUUUAUCAUACUAUGUAUUGUAGAUACCUUUUAAGAUACGAUGUACCAAGUUACUGUGCCGUAUGUCUAAAUACUGAAUACUUAGGCAUUUUUGGCAUUUUAGUAGCCAAAAAGUAUAAGCAUAUAUAAAGAUCAAAGCUAGCGCUCUCGAGAAAUUGAAGGUCAAGCACAAUACUUUCGUUAGCAAGCUAAAGGUUGUUUCCCUGUAGCCGCCAAUCGAUUCGAUUUUCUAUCCGUAGAAAUUUUAUAAUCUUUUAGAUUGUAAUAGAAUUUGGCGUAGCAUGCAAAAAAAUUGUCCUGUCAAGCGCGACAUUUGCUCUGGUCGUCUCCUGUUAUGCAAAUUUGUAAUAUCGCUUUUAUUCAAAACGAAUUUCACCAAUCAUAGUCAAUCGUUUCUCACAUUUCCACGGAUGUUUGUAGUGGCUGCCCGUGGAAACAUCAAAGAAGUUGAAUUUCCCACCAAAAUCUUCUAUACAUCCCAGUAUUUUAUAAACCAAGUGUUCAUUGGUCAUUUCGUGAUUGACAAAGAACAAAUUUGGAAUUUUAUUCCGCAAAGUGGUGCACAAUAGCUCAAUGACAAACAAGAAAUGCAACAAAUCAUUCUGGUCAUUGUAGUCAAACGACGUUACCGCCGUUUACCCCUUAUAGUUAUUCUAAGUAGCCUCUACCAUAGUCUUUUGUAAAUAUACUUACAUUACUAUUUUCCCUUCAU